Molecule: messenger RNA, 2018 nt
Organism: Pocillopora verrucosa
Lineage: Eukaryota; Metazoa; Cnidaria; Anthozoa; Scleractinia; Pocilloporidae
Source: RefSeq, a predicted model, not a curated record
AUUUUUACUGCUUUGAAAGGUGCUCAAGACAACGAAAAAGGCGGGUUCAAGAAGCUCCACGUUGAUAUACCUGACAAAUUCAUGGGUGUUGUCAUCGGAAAAGGAUAUGAGACGUUGAACAAUAUCUCAACUAAGACUGGUGUAACUCUAAAAGCCUUCUGGGGCAGCCCUGGCCUGUACUUCAAAGGAUCAAGAGAGGGCGAAAAAAAAGCAAUACGAGAAAUAAAGGAAAUUGUGAAUCUUGCAAUGAAACGUUCACAGAACGUUAAACCUCCAGCAAGGUUUGUUUAUGUGGACACUGCUCAGCUGGAAGAAAACCACGAGUUUGAGCUGCAGGCGUUACAAUCAGAUCAAGUCACCGGCUAUGAAAAUAAGUCUUACCAACUGAAGCCACUGGAACAUCCUUUAGGAAAGGAAACAGAUGAUUUUGCUGACACGGACCGUCUGAAAGAAAAGAUCCGCGGAGUUUUAAGGCAAAUUCACAAAGACAAGGAGGAAGGGGGCAAGAUUAAGAUAGACAUGAAGAGUCGUUUCGGUCACGCCUAUAUAACCAAGAUUGAUGAAGAAGAAGAGAAAGAUACUUUUACUCUGAAGGAGAUCAAAGAAAGAGUUGAAUCUACGUAUGGCAAGAGUUGGAAGCCCUUCUUCAAGGCAGGCGUCUUAAGAAUAGAAGUUGAGGAAAUUGAGAGGGGCCUUGAAUCUUUCACAGCAACUGACGAUAUCAGAUAUGACUUCACAUUCUACACUCCUUCUUGCCGAGAUAUUCGUGCUAAGGUAUGGCUGGUGGAGGAACAUUCUGAGGACGAGGGUGCCACGGCUCCUUCGCUAAUGUUCUCUCGCAAUGCUCCUAUUCCUGUCAAAAGCGUCUUGACUCGUGUGUCAUCCGAAGACGAGACCGGAAGUACAUCGAACGAACCAUGUUUCCAUAUGUGUUCUCAGUUUCAGCAAAGAAUGAGAGCAGACAUUUUGAUACCUUCUAAAGGAUUUGACUGCCGUUUGUCAAUAAGAACAUAUCCAAAUAUUCCGCAGACACCGGAGGCUGAAGAGGAAAACAGAAUUCUUGAAAGUUACUUGAUGAACAUGAAGAUUGAUCAAGGUCAAUUGAAGUUACCACCGAACUCCGAGAUUCCAAAUGGAUUUGACCUUUUUUACCAGCGUCGCAGUCUGAGAAGAACAUACCAGUGCAGAACGACGGAUGGAGAAAAGUUUGCUUUGACCGUUUGUAAAGACCAAGCUAAAAACGUGAAUACUGAUCACAGUGAUGUAGGGAGCUUCGACGAAACAGAAGUAAAGACGGACAUUCAUCUGCAUUGUAAAGAAUGGGAUGAAGCUUUUGAUGAAGGAGCCUGGGAACCAGAGCAGAUCGUUGCUAAGCUACCGAAGUUCUUAAAAUUCCUGAGACAAGUUCAGUCCCACGUGGCCCCACAUGGAGAGGCUAUAGGAGACUAAGUUUAGCCAAAAGCAAUUUAAGAGCAAGAUUAAAUCUAUGAUACGUAUAGAGAUCAAGAACUAAAAUGUGAUAGAUUAACUAAAUGUGAAUGCUCUUCAAUCCACGGCUAAAGAAGACGUCAUUACCAUCCUACGCAACACGUGCUUGGUGCAAGGAUGCAACAACACAACUUUGGGCGCCUCAUGGACAGUGGAAAACAUGUUCUUUAAAUUUGUAAAUACAAAAAAACAACUGAAAUUAAUAGCAAGAAAGGCUCUACUUUUUGAGAUAGAGUAUUUUUGUAAGAGAAGUCAUCCAGUCACACACAGGAGAAAAAAACUCUGUUUAUCUUUCCUGUAGUACUUACGCGCCGUUUCUAAUUUGAUUUUAGUGAAUUUGUACAUCCUAGAAUGUAAAAAUCCUAACAGCAUUUAAUUGCACCAUCAAAGCUUGAUGUUUUGAGAAAGAGUAUAGAUAAUGUUUAUAUAAGGUGUGUGCCACCCUGACAUGGUUUGUUUAAUGGCCCAGUUAAAAACUAAAUACAAUGAACUGAAUAACAAAAAAAAAAAAAGAAAAAAAACAGCAUAUG